Drosophila persimilis is the source of this 3145-nucleotide messenger RNA. It is a transcript of the gene Shaw, whose product is annotated as potassium voltage-gated channel protein Shaw. The record is from RefSeq and is a predicted model, not a curated record. Gene Ontology annotation, cellular component: neuronal cell body membrane; axon; dendrite membrane. Lineage: Eukaryota; Metazoa; Arthropoda; Insecta; Diptera; Drosophilidae. Gene Ontology annotation, biological process: potassium ion transmembrane transport; protein homooligomerization. The transcript has 10 exons. The coding region runs from base 648 to 2471 and encodes 607 amino acids. Gene Ontology annotation, molecular function: protein binding; delayed rectifier potassium channel activity.
UCCAGCGCCAGAGCACUCGUACCGUGUAUGGUGUACCGUGUACCGCGCACCCGUGUACUGUGGUACUGUGGUACAGAGCGUGAAAAUUCCAUCAGUGUGUUGUUUCGGUUUCCUUUUCAGUUUGUAAAAUCGCAUCGAACGGCACGGCUCGGGACGCGCGCGCAGUGAUCGGCAUCGGCAUCGGCAUCGGCAAUAGAGAAACAGAGUGGUGUGUCGGAAACGGUAGUGAGAACCGAGUCGAGUCCCCAAUAGAAAGCCCCUGUACCCGAAGAAGUAGGAGUCCGACACGGGCGGGGAGCGUGUGUAUAGUGUAGUGUAGUAGUGUAAUUCUCUCACCUAAUUUUUAGUUGUUGUUCCCAUUUUUCGAACAAAGUCCUGACUUGGUUUCGGAACGAAGAUAUAUAUUAGAGGAUAUACCAGCAGAGCGGAGUUAUGUUUUGCGGCAGAGCGCAUCGAGGAGGUCCAGGCCCCAGCGAAUAGCGCCAUGUCGUCCUACCGAAACCCAACCUAUGCACAUGAGGUAGAUCGAGAGCGGGAGAUCGAGUGACUGAGCCUUGGUUUCCAGUGGGAGGACCAUCGAGUGGUGGGUGUGAGGAAGGAACUGCAACUGAAUCGUGGGGAACGAGGACCGAGGGAAAUAUUCAGCCAUGAAUCUGAUCAACAUGGACUCGGAGAAUCGGGUGGUGCUGAAUGUCGGUGGGAUACGGCACGAGACAUACAAGGCCACAUUGAAAAAGAUUCCAGCGACGCGACUGUCGCGUCUCACGGAAGCCCUGGCCAACUAUGAUCCGAUACUGAAUGAGUACUUCUUUGAUCGGCAUCCGGGCGUAUUCGCACAAGUGCUCAACUAUUACAGAACUGGCAAACUGCAUUAUCCCACAGAUGUGUGCGGACCGCUGUUUGAGGAGGAAUUGGAAUUCUGGGGUCUAGACUCGAAUCAGGUAGAGCCCUGCUGUUGGAUGACCUAUACACAGCAUCGCGACACACAGGAAACCCUAGCCGUAUUGGAUCGUCUGGAUCUGGAUACGGAAAAACCGUCCGAAGAGGAAUUGGCACGCAAAUUUGGCUUCGAAGAGGACUACUACAAAGGCACCCUAUCCUGGUGGCAGGAAAUGAAGCCGCGCAUUUGGUCCUUGUUCGAUGAGCCCUACAGUUCCAAUGCCGCCAAGACCAUUGGCGUUGUUUCGGUAUUUUUUAUAUGCAUUUCGAUAUUGUCAUUCUGCCUGAAAACCCAUCCCGAUAUGAGGGUACCAAUAGUGCAAAAGGUGACCGUUCGAACGGCGAACGGUAGCACGGCCUGGGUCCUGGACAAGCCACAAACCAAUGCGCAUAUAGCCUUUUUUUAUAUUGAAUGCGUUUGCAAUGCCUGGUUUACAUUUGAGAUAUUGGUACGCUUUAUCUCAUCGCCGAACAAAUGUGAAUUCAUCAAGUCAUCUGUUAACAUCAUAGACUAUAUAGCAACGCUUAGUUUUUAUAUCGAUCUUGUGCUUCAGCGAUUCGCAUCGCAUUUGGAGAACGCUGACAUACUGGAGUUCUUCUCGAUCAUACGCAUCAUGCGUCUGUUCAAGCUAACGCGUCACUCGUCCGGCCUGAAGAUCCUCAUCCAAACGUUCCGUGCCUCGGCGAAGGAGCUGACCCUGCUGGUGUUUUUCCUCGUCCUUGGUAUUGUGAUCUUCGCCAGCUUGGUGUACUAUGCCGAGCGCAUACAACCGAAUCCGCACAACGACUUCAACAGCAUACCGCUUGGCCUGUGGUGGGCUUUGGUGACAAUGACCACCGUGGGGUAUGGCGAUAUGGCGCCAAAAACAUACAUCGGCAUGUUCGUGGGCGCCCUGUGCGCCCUGGCCGGUGUACUAACCAUUGCACUGCCAGUGCCCGUUAUAGUUAGCAACUUUGCGAUGUACUAUUCGCACACGCAGGCGCGCGCGAAACUGCCAAAGAAGCGUAGACGAGUGCUUCCCGUCGAACAGCCGCGACAAGCGCGAAUACCAGGGGCCCCUGGCGGUGUCAGUGGUUGUGGCACACCGGGCUCGGGGCCACAUUCGGGACCCAUGGGCUCUGGCGGCACUGGACCGCGUCGCAUGAACAAUAAAACCAAGGAUCUGGUCAGUCCCAAAUCAGGUCCACUGGGCGCCAGCAUCGUGGCGAUGAGUCCGCGUACGAUGCUCGAUUUGAAUCCGGCCUUGGCCAUGGGCAAGCCGACAUUUCAGCCCCGAUUCCCCACCCAACUGGCGGCCACACCGUCGCCCAUGGCCAGCACCAAUACCCAUGGCGGUGCAGCCACAGCAGCGGCAACGGCAGUAGGCGUUGGAGCCACAACAACCACCAUAGUGGCACCGAUUGUGCCACCAACCAUUGCGGUCUCCACAACCGCUAGUGUGGGCAAGGACAGCGGAAUUUCCACAACAACCACCACAGCUACAGCCGCAGGCAACGCCAAUCUGGAGACCAGCAAGAAGGCCUUCCUCUAAAGGCAGCCAAGGCCCAACGGCCACUCUAUGAUCCUCUAUCCACCAUCUAAGCAAUAUCUAAUCGAAAUCUAAGGCUAUCAUCCUUCGCAUACGUAUUGUCUAAGUAUCCAGAGUAUACAGAGAUAUGUAUGUACACCUAUGUAUUCCCUAAGUAUUCAGAGAUCGACACAGGGAUCCAAGGAAAACGAAUCAUCUUUGGGUUCCAUAUCAUAUCAUGUUUCAGUCUGUCCAAAGAAAAUAAUGUUUCAGUCAAGACAUAUCGGCUAUUUUCUGGGGUUCUCAUAUAAAUACGAUCCUAAGUUUCACUUUCAGACAGAGGAUCGGAUCUCCCUUCGGAGCAAAGAAAUUAGAGAUAUUUUUAAGGAUCCUAGAUCAUCCUUUUGUUUACUUAUAUGAGGUCUCAAAUCUAUAAAAAGAACCAAUCAAAUCUAAGCAGCAAUACAUGAUCGUAGGUCAUCAUUAUUUCUCUAGGAAUAUUUCCAGAUGAAUCAUAGAUCAUCUUUAUUUCUCUCAUAUCAAUUUCCAAUUGUAUUUCCUAGAAACUUUUACGUUGACCAUACAACAACAACAACAUACCCAUGAAUCUUAUAUCGGAUCUUAAACAUAACCCCAAACUAUAUAUAGAUAAUACCUACAACAAAUUGCUUGACAAAAACAAGACAAAGCCGAAAAGC